ACGCGCAACCACGAGCAACCACGAGCAACCACGCGCAGGUGCACGACCUCCACGCUUACGUGCCGGCAUAGUUUCGAACGCUCUCGAACGCGCCGCACGGACGUCCUCUUCAAGGCUCCUGAUUUCAACAGCUGUUCGACCUCUGACCAUGGCACCAGUGCGAAGGCGUAGACCCGGGUUCAACGCCUACCUUGUCCAGGAGAGAGCUCUGCGAAAGCAGAGACGUCGCAUGCUCAGGGAGAGGGCACAAGCGCUGAGGGUGUGCUCGGCGCUGAUGGACAGGGCUGAGAGGCAGAAGUCGAAAACCAAGAGCUUCUGUGACGAUGUUAAGGCCGACGCAGAUCGCCUGCGUGAGGUGUGCCAGACACUGAUGGGACUGGUGGAUCGCAACGACGAAACGUGGAAGGACUUCUUCGACAGGGCAGAAGAGGCUGGUGCCAAGAUGGAGCGUAUGUGCGCCUCUCUCGUGAACAUCGCGGAGACCAACGAGAACAUGGUCGUGCAGUUCGUGCAAGACGUGCAGGCCCGUCCUUCCCAUCGUCAAGCGCCGCAAGUACCGGAGGUUCCACCGCGCGAUUCUCCCGCGCUUCCAUGAAUUGGUCUCUCUACCGUUGAGAGGUGCUCGCCGGGGCAUCUGGAGUGUUGAGUCGCCAGACAUUCAAUAAAGUUUUGUUUGUUCUCUUUCCAAA
Dermacentor albipictus is the source of this 689-nucleotide messenger RNA. RefSeq lists its product as uncharacterized. The record is from RefSeq and is a predicted model, not a curated record. NCBI's taxonomy places the organism in Eukaryota, Metazoa, Arthropoda, Arachnida, Ixodida, Ixodidae.